Messenger RNA from Perkinsus marinus ATCC 50983, 492 nucleotides. RefSeq lists its product as hypothetical. The transcript is spliced from 4 exons. The record is from RefSeq and is a predicted model, not a curated record. Lineage: Eukaryota; Perkinsozoa; Perkinsida; Perkinsidae. The coding region runs from base 1 to 492 and encodes 163 amino acids.
AUGCUUACCUAUAUCAGGUGUCGCAGUGGUUUUCCAUUUUAUCGUUUCUGGCGAGCUGACAACUGCCAGCAGAAGGACUGCCUCAGUGAAACUACUUGUAAAUUACAAUGCUUGUCGAAAGGCCUGGACGUGGCCGCUCUGGUGUACGAUCAAGUUGGUGGUGUUCGCGGUGAGGUUCCGAAGGAGUGCAGAUGUGGAGGAUCGCAAAUGUUGGCUAUAUGGAAGAAUUGGCAUCAACUUGCUGAUCAUUCCGUGGAGUUUGAUACUAUACAGUAUUUGUUACCUCCAGAGAAGCUAGAAGAAGGUUCAUGGGAAGAAGGAUGCCAAAUUGAGGCUUGGAAAUUCGAGGAUGAAAGCCCCGAGGACGGCACGCCGCCGUUGUCACUUAUGGACGUUAAUGCUGAGGAUGUGGCGUAUCAAUUGGCAAUUAUUAUCGGUGCUGAUGGCGUUGGAGAGAUAGAAGAUACUACUCCUGAUGAUGAUGAUCCGUGA